GUGGCGGUAAUUCCCACCACGAGGUUGUUUGCCAACUGCCAUUAGAGGAAAGAAGAAAAAGAAGAAGAAACCGGAAGUCGCGGAACUUUAGACGUGUCGAAUGGUCGCCAUUUUCCGCAGGAAGGUAACGCCUCAAGCACCCGAGAAGGAAGCGCUGUUGCCCCCCUACUAGCCUCACCAUUAAACAUGGGGAAUAUAUUUGGAAGCCUGUUUAAAAUGUUCGGGAAGAAAGAAAUGAGGAUCCUCAUGGUGGGUUUGGACGCUGCGGGGAAAACGACCAUUCUAUACAAGCUCAAAUUGGGAGAGAUCGUAACCACCAUUCCCACGAUAGGUUUUAAUGUAGAGACGGUGGAGUACAAGAACAUUAGCUUUACAGUGUGGGACGUCGGCGGCCAGGAUAAGAUCCGACCACUGUGGCGUCACUACUUCCAGAACACGCAAGGUCUCAUCUUUGUCGUGGACAGCAACGACAGAGAGCGAUGCAACGAGGCUCGUGAAGAGCUCAUGAGAAUGUUGGCGGAGGACGAACUGCGCAAUGCUCUGCUAUUAGUCUUCGCAAAUAAAAUAGACCUGCCUAACGCCCUGACUCCAACUGAAGUCACCGAGGCACUGGGCCUUCACACCCUGCGCGACAGGCGCUGGUUCAUCCAGGCCACCUGCGCCACCAAUGGCGACGGUCUUUAUGAAGGACUGGAGUGGUUGUCUGAGCAACUCAGGAAUCUCUAACAGUCGUCUCUUUCCCUCCCAUUCAUUGAGCCUACAUUCUGCCUUUAAAGCCCUCCCAUGCUGGCUGUUGUUACCGCCAUCAUACCGGGCCACCAGUGGAAAAAAUCGGUCCAUGGUAAUGUGUAAAGCUGACGUGUAUAUAUGAAAGGAUAUGGUAAUGGGGCAGCUUUGUUAACUUUUUCUCUUGUGGUUGUUUCACUUUCUGUUUGUUGGGCAAUAAAAGGAGAGAUGCAAGGGAAUCUAAUAUAACAAUCACAUACAGUACUCCAAAAGUUAGGGAUAUUCAGCUUUUGCAUUUUAAAGAUGAAGCUAAAAUAUACAGUACAGGCCAAAAGUUUGGACACACCUCAUUUUAUAGCGUUAUAUUUUCAUGACUAUUUACAUUGUAGGUUGUCACUGAAGGCAUCAAAACUAUUGACACCUGUGAAGUGAAAUCCAUUUCAGGUGACAACCUCUUAAAGCUCAUCAAGAGAAUGCCAAGAGUGUACAAAGCAGUAAUCAGAGCAAAGGGUGGCUAUUUUGAAGAAACUAGAAUAUAAAACAUGUUUUCAGUUUUUUCACCUUUUUUUGUCAAGUAUAUAACUCCACGUGUGUUCAUUCAUACUUUUGAUGCCUUCAGUGACAAUCUACAAGGUAAAUAGUCAUGAAAAUAAAGAAAAUUCAUUGAAUGAGAAGGGGUGUCCAAACCUUGCCUGUACUGUGUGCGUGUGUGUGUGUGUGUGUAUAUAUAUAUAUAUAUAUAUAUAUAUACAUAUAUAUCAUAAUUUGACCCAAAUUUUUGAAUAUGCAUGUACAACUCUUCAGUGUUUCAGUACUUUUUGUACAACUUGCUGUUCUCUAGCAAGUAGCUGAAUAGCAACAUUUCUAACUGGUGGCAAACUUUUCUUUGGCAUUGAGCUCAGUUGCCACUUCAAUCUGAAAACAUCUUGUUAGCAGCCUAAAACUGCAAGGUACUGUUGAACAAUAUUGUGGUUAGUUGGUAUGUUUGGUUAAUCCUGAAAAUCUACCCAAAAGUUGAGUAUCUUAACUUUUUGUGAGUGUUUUAUUCAAAUUGGUGACCAAAAUAAAAAGAUGCACAGCUGGGAGUGUCAACCUCCUGUUUAAUAAACACUGGUAUUGACUUAAAAGGAUGUUUUUGAAUCUACCUGCUUUCUCUGGUUGGUGUUUUUGUGUAUUGUCAUGUCUCAGGUCCACGGGCUGCCUUAGAGUGUGUACACUUUGCAACUAUUUUUUUUUUUUUUAAUGCUCUAUACUGGUUAUCCCACACUCAGCCUUGUACUGUAAGUUGUAUGCAUCAUGUAAGACGACAUUAGUGUCAUUCCCCCCUCCUAUCAGGUGGGUAUUUUUAAAGAAAAUAUUUAAACACUUUAUUGUGAACACUUUUCUUUGUGUUACUGAACUGCUUAGACUAUAUAUGGAGGUGGGCUUGUUUUAAUACAGAUUUAAAUAUUUAAGUUAAUCUUUUGUGUGAGUAAAACAAAGCACUAAUUAAAGUGACUGGAAAGGAUUUCCAAAAUGUAUUUUUCUUACAUGUGACUAUGCAAUAAAACAAUGUCUUAUGCA
This is a messenger RNA of Nerophis ophidion (straightnose pipefish), 2289 nucleotides long. Its product is annotated as ADP-ribosylation factor 1-like. The transcript has 5 exons. Gene Ontology annotation, cellular component: plasma membrane; cytoplasm. Gene Ontology annotation, biological process: intracellular protein transport; vesicle-mediated transport. Bases 187 to 726 code for a protein of 179 amino acids. Gene Ontology annotation, molecular function: GTPase activity; GTP binding. The record is from RefSeq and is a predicted model, not a curated record. NCBI's taxonomy places the organism in Eukaryota, Metazoa, Chordata, Actinopteri, Syngnathiformes, Syngnathidae.